GCAGUGACAGAGCUGGGGGAGUCCGAAGAUGGCGGCGUCGCGUCGCUCUCAGCAUCAUCACCACCAUCAUCAACAACAGCUCCAGCCCGCCCCAGGGGCUUCGGCGCCGCCGCCUCCACCUCCCCCCCCACUCAGCCCGGGCCUGGCCCCUGGGACCACCCCGGCCUCCCCUACGGUGGGCAGCCUGGCCCCGUUCGCCUCCCCGAGGCACGGCCUAGCGCUGCCGGAGGGGGAUGGCAGUCGGGAUCCGCCCGACAGGCCCAGAUCCCCGGACCCGGUUGACAGUGCCAGCUGUUGCAGUCCCACGAGCACAAUCUGUACGGUCGCCGCCGCUCCCGUGGUCCCGGCGGUUUCUGCCUCAUCUGCCGUCGGGGUCGCUCCCAACCCAGCCGGCGGCGGCAGUAACAAUUCGCCGUCGUCCUCUUCUUCCCCGACUUCUUCCUCCUCUUCCUCUCCAUCCUCCCCCGGAUCGAGCUUGGCGGAGAGCCCCGAGGCGGCCGGAGUUAGCACCACAGCACCAUUGGGGCCUGGGGCUGCGGGCCCGGGGCCAGGGGUCCCAGCAGUGAGCGGGGCCCUGCGGGAACUGUUGGAGGCCUGUCGCAAUGGGGACGUGUCCCGGGUAAAGAGGCUGGUGGACGCGGCAAACGUGAAUGCUAAGGACAUGGCCGGCCGGAAGUCUUCUCCCCUGCACUUCGCUGCAGGUUUUGGAAGAAAGGACGUGGUAGAACACUUACUACAAAUGGGUGCUAAUGUCCAUGCUCGUGAUGAUGGCGGUCUCAUUCCACUUCAUAAUGCGUGUUCUUUUGGCCAUGCUGAGGUUGUGAGUCUGUUACUGUGCCAAGGAGCUGAUCCAAAUGCCAGGGAUAACUGGAACUAUACCCCUCUGCAUGAAGCUGCUAUAAAAGGAAAGAUCGAUGUAUGUAUUGUGCUGCUGCAGCACGGAGCUGAUCCAAACAUUCGGAACACCGAUGGGAAGUCAGCCCUGGACCUGGCAGAUCCUUCAGCCAAAGCCGUCCUUACAGGUGAAUACAAGAAAGACGAACUCCUAGAAGCUGCUAGGAGUGGUAAUGAAGAAAAACUAAUGGCUUUACUGACUCCUCUAAAUGUGAAUUGCCAUGCAAGUGAUGGGCGAAAGUCAACUCCUUUACAUCUAGCAGCAGGCUACAACCGAGUUCGGAUCGUGCAGCUUCUCCUCCAACAUGGUGCUGACGUGCAUGCAAAAGACAAAGGUGGACUUGUGCCUCUUCAUAAUGCGUGUUCAUAUGGACACUAUGAAGUCACAGAACUGCUACUAAAGCAUGGAGCUUGUGUUAAUGCUAUGGAUCUGUGGCAGUUUACCCCGCUUCAUGAGGCUGCUUCCAAGAAUCGCGUAGAGGUCUGCUCUUUGUUACUUAGCCAUGGUGCCGAUCCUACUUUAGUCAACUGCCAUGGCAAAAGUGCAGUGGACAUGGCUCCAACUCCUGAGCUCCGGGAAAGAUUGACUUAUGAAUUUAAAGGUCACUCUUUACUACAAGCAGCCAGAGAAGCAGACCUAGCCAAAGUUAAAAAAACACUUGCUCUGGAAAUCAUUAAUUUCAAACAGCCACAGUCUCAUGAAACUGCACUGCACUGCGCUGUGGCCUCGCUGCAUCCCAAACGCAAACAAGUAACAGAAUUGUUACUUCGAAAAGGAGCAAAUGUUAAUGAGAAAAAUAAAGAUUUCAUGACUCCCCUGCAUGUUGCAGCAGAGAGAGCCCACAAUGAUGUCAUGGAGGUUCUCCAUAAACACGGAGCAAAGAUGAAUGCACUGGACACCCUUGGUCAGACCGCUUUGCAUAGAGCUGCCCUUGCUGGUCAUCUGCAGACAUGCCGCCUGCUGCUGAGUUACGGCUCUGAUCCCUCUAUCAUCUCCUUACAAGGCUUUACCGCAGCACAGAUGGGGAACGAGGCCGUGCAGCAGAUUUUGAGUGAAAGUACACCUAUACGCACUUCUGAUGUUGACUAUCGACUCUUAGAAGCAUCUAAAGCCGGAGACUUGGAAACUGUGAAGCAACUUUGCAGCCCUCAGAAUGUGAAUUGCAGAGAUUUAGAGGGCCGGCAUUCCACGCCCUUACACUUUGCGGCAGGCUACAACCGUGUGUCUGUCGUGGAGUACCUCCUCCACCAUGGUGCCGAUGUCCAUGCCAAAGACAAAGGUGGCUUGGUGCCCCUUCAUAAUGCUUGUUCAUACGGACACUACGAAGUAGCUGAGCUCUUGGUAAGACAUGGGGCUUCCGUCAAUGUGGCGGACUUAUGGAAAUUUACCCCUCUACAUGAAGCAGCAGCUAAAGGAAAAUAUGAAAUCUGCAAGCUCCUUUUAAAACAUGGAGCAGAUCCCACUAAAAAGAACAGAGACGGAAAUACACCUUUAGAUUUGGUAAAAGAAGGAGACACGGAUAUUCAGGACUUGCUGAGAGGAGAUGCUGCUUUGUUGGAUGCUGCCAAGAAGGGCUGCCUGGCAAGAGUGCAAAAGCUCUGUACCCCAGAGAAUAUCAACUGCAGAGACACCCAGGGCAGAAACUCAACCCCUCUGCACCUGGCAGCCGGCUACAAUAACCUGGAAGUAGCGGAGUAUCUUCUAGAGCAUGGAGCAGAUGUUAAUGCCCAAGACAAAGGUGGUUUAAUACCUCUUCACAAUGCGGCAUCCUAUGGGCAUGUGGACAUCGCGGCAUUAUUGAUAAAAUACAACACAUGCGUAAAUGCAACAGACAAGUGGGCGUUUACUCCUCUUCACGAAGCAGCCCAAAAAGGCAGGACGCAGCUUUGUGCCCUACUCCUAGCGCAUGGUGCAGAUCCAACUAUGAAGAACCAGGAAGGCCAGACCCCUUUAGAUCUGGCAACAGCGGAUGACAUCAGAGCUUUGCUGAUAGAUGCCAUGCCCCCAGAGGCCUUACCUACCUGUUUCAAACCUCAGGCUACUGUCGUGAGUGCCUCUCUGAUCUCACCAGCAUCCACCCCCUCCUGCCUGUCUGCCGCUAGCAGCAUAGACAACCUCACCGGCCCCUUAGCAGAACUGGCAGUAGGAGGAGCGUCCAACACCGGGGAUGGCGCGGCGGGCGCAGAAAGGAAGGAAGGGGAAGUUGCGGGUCUUGACAUGAAUAUUAGCCAGUUCCUAAAAAGCCUUGGUCUUGAACACCUGCGGGACAUCUUUGAAACAGAACAGAUUACGCUAGAUGUGUUGGCUGAUAUGGGUCAUGAAGAGUUGAAAGAAAUAGGCAUCAAUGCAUACGGACACCGCCAUAAGUUAAUCAAGGGAGUGGAAAGACUCUUAGGUGGACAACAAGGCACCAAUCCUUAUUUGACUUUUCACUGUGUUAAUCAGGGAACUAUUUUGCUGGAUCUUGCUCCAGAAGAUAAAGAAUAUCAGUCAGUAGAAGAGGAGAUGCAAAGUACAAUUCGAGAACACCGAGAUGGUGGUAAUGCUGGUGGCAUCUUCAACAGAUACAAUGUCAUUCGAAUUCAAAAAGUUGUAAACAAGAAGUUGAGAGAACGGUUCUGUCACAGACAGAAGGAAGUGUCUGAGGAGAAUCACAACCACCACAAUGAACGCAUGUUGUUUCACGGUUCUCCUUUCAUUAAUGCCAUUAUUCAUAAAGGGUUUGAUGAGCGACAUGCAUAUAUAGGAGGAAUGUUUGGUGCUGGGAUUUAUUUUGCUGAAAACUCUUCUAAAAGCAACCAGUAUGUUUAUGGAAUUGGAGGAGGAACAGGCUGUCCCACACACAAAGACCGGUCAUGUUAUAUAUGUCACAGGCAAAUGCUUUUCUGUAGAGUGACCCUUGGCAAGUCGUUUCUGCAGUUCAGCACCAUGAAAAUGGCCCACGCCCCCCCAGGCCAUCACUCUGUCAUUGGGAGGCCAAGUGUGAAUGGGCUGGCCUAUGCCGAAUACGUCAUCUACAGAGGAGAGCAGGCAUACCCAGAGUAUCUGAUCACAUACCAGAUCAUGAAGCCGGAAGCUCCUUCACAGACCGCAACAGCCGCAGAGCAGAAGACCUAGUGAAUGCCCGUCGGUAAAGGCCGGAUCAGAUUUCAGCCUGGGCCUGGAUGACAGUGGAUUGUUUUCAACAAAAUCAAUAUUCUAUAAAUCCCUGACAGCCUAGAAAUAAGCUGUUUGUCUUUUAUAAAGCAUUGCGAUAGUGAUGAAUAUAGUAUGAGUAACUGAUACAUACUCAACUGCUACUGUUCCCUUUGAGGAAAUGUUUACAGGGGCGGCCUUUUAAUAUAUCUCAGGCUCAUUUUCAUUGCAGUUAUCCAUCGCUAAGACAGGACUGCUUCGAUCUAGACUUGGAAAUGGGAAAAAAGACAACAUAACCAAUACUUUCCCAAAUGUUCACAAUUCACACACUACGUUUGCUUUUCUACAUAUGGCCCGUGUAUAUAAUAAAUAUACACAUAUGACAGGCUCAUUUUUUUAGUUUUUUCUGAGCAUUUAUCAUCCACUUUUUGUUGCUAUCAUUGUUGUUGCUUACUUUGAAAAUGAGCCCGAGCCUUCCCGAGGAUAUUUUGCACAGUCACACUGACUAAAAUCACUAGUGACAUAACCCGAGCUUCCCGCUGAGCAAGGCUUUUAGUGUCCACUUUUUUUCCCCCCACUGAUUUAUUUUUUAUCUGUACCUCUUGUCAGCGUAAACUCAGAUGGAAAGGAAAAACGCCACAUUUCAGUUUCCUUUUAUGACUGGCCAGUCGUACAAGGGAAAGGCACCCAGCGUCCACCUGAUUUAGGAACUCCCAGGUUCAGAGCAAGUUGAAGCCCAUGAGAGCCACUCGCACUUCCCAACGCAGGCCUGCCUCCAAGGCGUUCAGGACAGUGCUGGAGGGCCAGGAAGAGCCUAGCCGGUGAGAGGCUGUGGUGAUGUUCAGAGGGGAGACCGCCGGGGAGGCCUGUGAAUCCAGAAGCAUCAUUAAGACGCGUGAGGGGCCCGAGGUGCGAUCAUAUGGCAGCAGAAAAGGACCACGAGGACUUCUCCAAGAUAACACUAUUUCACUUAACCUGCACCACCAGAGCUGUCGCCCCAGAAUCAGCUGCCUUACUUCCAAAUUCGGUGGACUAACCGUACUCCAGUAGAAUAACAAAAGUACUACUUGAUUGUCUCUCUAGUUUAGAAAGCUGGGGUUCAAAUCCUGUUUAGUCACUAGAUAGGCACAAAUGGGAGAACUCUUUUGUUUGCUCCAGAUUUGGGGUUUAUUUUGAGUGAGGUGCUUCAGAUAGUUUACAUAGGUCCCUGCACUAAAUUUUUGAACCACUGUCUCAAACUACUUAAUAGAUGAGGAGAACAAAAAUGGAAACCAAAGCUCUUUCAGUUGUUUUUUAAAUGAAAGGAGAGAAAUAGUCAUACUGUUUCUUCUUGAAAUCACUGCUUUGUUUUGCUUUUUUUCCCUCAACAUUUGUCAAGUGCACAUUGACACUUGUAAAAAAAAAAAAUUAUCCGUGACAGUUCUCACACUUGUCCUUUUCAUCUUAAAUGAAUAUUGAAUUGAGUGCAUUAACAUAUUUACUUGGACAUGCUGUGUGUCUACUUAGCUUUGAAGCAAAGUAAUAUAAAUGUGGUGGAAAAAAAGGAAAAACAGUGUGAUGGAAACUUGCCAUUUCAAUUUACAGUCCUGAAAACUAAUUUGCUUGUUUUUUUAAUGCAGGUUGAUUAAGCUGUGACUUCAUUUAAUCUCCUAAAGAAAAAUAAAGCGGUUACAUGCAAAGAUUCUAGAAUAGGGUCUUAAAAAUACACAUUUUGCUUUCCUUUUGGCUUGAGUCCAAUGCUAGAACUAGGCAUCAGGAACUAGUUUUGCGUUUUAUAGCUGAAUCUUGCAUGGGUCCUCAAAAUUAAAUCAAGAAUUAGCCUCAGUUGUUGCUUCUAUUGAAGUUUUAGUGACCCAAGCUGGGUGUUUGUGUCUUGGCUACUUGUUUAAUAGCACUAGAAUUCCACACAGAGCUCCCAAGUUUGAUAUUCAUGAAGAGGGCUUUUUUCUCCCUUCCUUCUUUUUUGCUGUGUUUGUAACAGUGGGUUGAAGGAAUUGGCAUUUGUGUCGUUUUCAGUAGCUGUGAAAGUGUAUAAUACUUGCCUCCAAUUAGAUAUAGUUUAAAAUGGUAAACACAGCUGUGAUUUUUAGUUAAGUAAAAGGAUGAAUAUGGUAUGGAUCUCAAAAGCUUUAUAGCUUCAUUAAAAACAUAAGCCACUACCCACUCAACUGUGGUUAUAUGUCGUUUCCGUCACACUAACUAGGUUAAUGGAUGUGCCAGUUUGAAACUUCAGCCUUACAUUUGAGAAGCUAAGCCGUGGUUCGGUAUUUAAACUGCCAAUGUUAUAUCUGACAUUCUGUGUGCCGAGUAAAGGUACUGUGUAAGGAAGACAUUUGCUGUGCUUCUUGUCUUGUAAUGAUUUGAAUAUGUAGUAGUUCUUGAAGGAAUGUGUACAUAUUACUCAUCUGCUGAAGAGAAUGAGGUAAUCAAUAUCUCAUAGGAGCCAAAUACAUUUUUUCAAAACUUGAAAACCAAAGGUCACCCUGAGCACGUUCAAGUUAGCAGACAUUGAUUGCAUUUGGAAUUUCCACCCAUAGUAGUGUGAAAAACCCUUUGGAACUUAAAAGCAUGGCAUUCAGUUAGGCUGAAAUGCAGUUUAUUUCUUGUACACGCUCUCCAGAAAAACUAGCAAGUGAGGGCUUCCUGUGUGCCCGCCCCUGAGUGGCCCCUCUGUUUCCCAAACCACAUAGAAGAGAAUCCAGACCCUCCACCAGCCCACUGCAGGUCUGACAUCAAAGGGCUUCUAGCCCUGAUGGCCCAGUUUGCUAGCUGUUGGCAUCAGUUAAGUGGUCUGGACUGGGCACUUUUCUUCUUGUUUGUGGCCUCCUUCCAUUUUCCCCAGAUGGCUAGUCUGGACUUAGGAUUAGCUCCAGCAGUUACCUUUGACCCCACUCAUUUGCCUCCUUCCUCUGUCUUGAGCCUUGCAUACAUACAGCAACUGUACCUCAGUUUCCAGUUCACAACCAGAGUCGGGUAGUAGGCCUCAUGUUCUCUGCUUAGAAGAUUCGGCCACUUUGUUGACAGAUGACAGCGUGGAACCCAGAAUUCUAAUUCUAUGUAGAAUAAUAGCAGUACAACCAGAAUCCUUCCUUUAUCUUUUCCUUCUUGGAAUUUGGAAUUCCUAGCUUUUCAGUAACAUAAGUAGAGUAAACAAUACUAGGAUGUUUGUGUGAAAUGACAUCCUUGUGGUCCUUUGAGCUUGAUGUUAGUGGCUACACUAAUUUCCCCUUGCUCUCAAAAUAGCGAAGUGCAUUGAUAUGUGCAGAGAAAUGCCUGAAUGUGGCAAAUAAAGUUAAUAUAGAGUAAUAUCAUAGCCUCUAUUCAAAAAAUAAAAUUUUGGUGUAUGCUAGAAAACA
This is a messenger RNA of Dama dama (fallow deer), 7386 nucleotides long. RefSeq names its product tankyrase (gene TNKS). Lineage: Eukaryota; Metazoa; Chordata; Mammalia; Artiodactyla; Cervidae. Gene Ontology annotation, cellular component: cytoplasm; nucleus. The record is from RefSeq and is a predicted model, not a curated record. Gene Ontology annotation, molecular function: NAD+ poly-ADP-ribosyltransferase activity; protein binding. The transcript has 27 exons. Bases 29 to 4012 code for a protein of 1327 amino acids.